AUGUUACUCGCGGCGGAAGUAGGCGUCACCGGUCUUGUGGUAAGUGGUCUGCCAUCUCCUCCUGAUCGAUAUCUGUAUUCAGAGGUACCAUAUAAUGAACAGGGCUCUCACAUUCUGACUACACUCCUUGCGCAACCCUCUAUCUCCGCGGUUCACGCAUACUCUCGCAAGAAGCUGUCAUCAAGACCCAAGCUGACCGUCCUCGACAAUGCGGAUUCCAGCGCAUGGCCAUCUAUCUUCCCCUCUAACGCACCCUGA
Messenger RNA from Aspergillus melleus, 258 nucleotides. RefSeq lists its product as uncharacterized. Bases 1 to 258 code for a protein of 85 amino acids. The transcript has 2 exons. Lineage: Eukaryota; Fungi; Ascomycota; Eurotiomycetes; Eurotiales; Aspergillaceae. The record is from RefSeq and is a predicted model, not a curated record.